AUGGGGAUAAAGAAGCAGUGGUCUUCCCCUUCUGCCUCCCUCUCCGUUAGUGGGUUGGACAAGAAGCUAUAUCACACCUCCAAGGAUCUAACUGAUGCCUUGGAGGUACCUCAGAUAGAUGAAGCCUGGACUCCUCUGGUGUCUCAGACGGCAGUCUCUGGGGACUUGGCGGAGGCCCUUAAGGCUGACGAUAGGAAAUGCGACCUAACCUUUCGCAAGACCCAUCAGUCAACCGCAUGGGCCAUCAAGACGGCCACGUGCGCGUCCUUUUUUGUCCGAACCACUCUCUUAUGGCUUCGGCAGCUGCAAGCCAGAGUCCCUCCUGAGGACGUUAGGACUCAUCAGGACUUGAGCAAAAUGGUGGCCGCUACGGAGCCAAUGCUGUGGCUUAAUGGUACUCUGUUUAUGGUAGCACUUUCAGCAUUUGUAACUGUAACUAGCUUCACUCUGAAUCUUUUGGCAGAUACAAUUUCAUCUGUUGGGAUUACUUACACAGCAUUCCUGUUUCUCCCAAUUCCCAUUGGCUUCUUCUUCAAGAAAAGGGGAUUGACGUUCAAGAAAUAUGGGGCAGCUGCCGUGGGUCUUGGACUUACACUGGCUGCUUGUGGCAUCCACACCAUUCACUCCUUUGUCACCAUCAUGGGGACAUGGAUUAUCAUCAAAAUCUCACCAAAGCAUUCCCAUUCUCUGACAUUAGGAUGGACUUUUUUGUACCUGCUCUAUUUCCACAAAUUUACUUCCUUCAAGUUUCCCCAGACAACACAUCUGACCAAGUCUGUGCAACUUUUGCUCACCCUCAAGAUGGUGAGCGUAGCCAAUGAGGUGCAAGAAUUCAUUCAGGUGAAGGAACAGGAAGUGACAUCAGGUACCAAGUCCCCGGCAGUUGGUGUGAUUCCUGAAAUACCUGGAUUGGCAGAGAUACUGUGCUACAGUUACUGCUAUGUGGGACUUAUGACAGGCUUAUUUUAUCGCUAUCGUACAUAUCAUGAUUGGUUGAAUCAGUCCAAUCCUUCUGAAAUUCCUACAUGGAAGCCACUGCUUUACAGAUUGAUGAUGAUGCCUGUAUUUGCGACUUCAUUUUUGGCCGUCUCCUACAUCUUCCCCCCUGAAUAUGUCGAAAAUGCUGCCUUCUACGAAAAGGGGCUCCGUUUCCGCCUUUUCUACAUGAUGCCGGUAUCCUUUGUCUUCCGCAUGCGUAACUAUGUGACCUGGUAUGGCGCUGAGAGUGCCUGCAUCACUGCUGGCCUUGGAGCAUAUCCAACUUGUGCCAAUUCACAGCCAGGCAGAGGACCGACGGUGGAAUAUGAAUCUCUGAGCCACAGAUCAGCUGAUGGGAAAGCAUCCAGUGUUGCCUAUGAUUAUCAGACAAUCAGAAACAUUGAUCCAUAUGGUACAGAAUUUUGUAUCAAGGUGAAGGAUGGCAUUCGCUGUUGGAACAUGACUGUCCAAUGGUGGCUAUACCAAUACACCUACAAAAACACGGCUUCUUUCCCCUAUGUCAUAAGGUCUGCCUGGACUAUGGCUAUCUCGGCCUACUGGCAUGGACUCCGCCCCGGCUAUCACCUCAGUUUCUAUACCAUCCCAUUGUGCCUAGCAGCUGAGGGGGCCAUGGAGGAUGGGUUGUUGAGGCAUCUCUCUCCCUCUAGCCGUGCUUGUGUUAACUGCACACACUGGUUCCUGAAGAUGAGGGCUUAUGACUAUGUGUGUGUGGGUUUCCUCUUGCGUAGCUUUGAGGAAACUAUUCGCUAUUGGAACUCAGUGUAUUAUUGUGUUCAUGUGGGGGCUUUGAGUUUCUUUGUGGCUGGGAAAGCAAUGGGGGCCCUGAGGAAGGGCAAAGAUGACCAGAAGCGGGAAUGAGAAGACAGUAUUCUUUUGUCUUAAAUAAUCAGUGGGAAAGCUAAUCUGUUGCUUGGAUUGGCAAUAACUAAGGGGAAGCCUUGUGUAUAGGUUCAAAAUGGCCUCCAAGAGGAGUUUGCUAUGUAUCAUUAUGAAGGAGGAUGGGGUGUUCCAAAAUUCAGAUUGUACCUUAAAGUGGUUCAGCUUAAACUCAUGGUGCCUUUAAUAAUGGAAGGUCAAAAUAGAUGGUGGCUCAAAUUAGAAAAUACAAUACUAAGAUGUAGGUAGUCCUUGACUUACAGCCAUUCAUUUAAGGACUGUUUCAAGUUAUGCCAGCACUGAAAAAAGUGAUUUAUAACCUGUUCUUGCACUUACGCAGCGUUUCUCCAGUCAAAUGAUGAAAUUUUGAAGGAAGCGGGAUUCGCCUCAUGACUGCAUGAUUCACUUAACAACCAUGGCAAAAGAGAUCGUAAAAUCAGGCGUAACUCACCUAAUGAGCAUCUUGCAUAGCAACUGACAUUAUGGUCUUAAUUGUAAGUCAAGGACUGCCUGUAGUGGUAAACCUUUAUGUAAAAUAGUGUUUUUAGCAAAGGUGCUCCCAACUGGUAACAGAUUUUCUAUAUAGGUUUUCUAUAGAGAUUUAUUAUAUAGAU
Protobothrops mucrosquamatus (brown spotted pit viper) is the source of this 2489-nucleotide messenger RNA. RefSeq names its product lysophospholipid acyltransferase 7-like. Bases 1 to 1857 code for a protein of 618 amino acids. Gene Ontology annotation, biological process: phosphatidylinositol biosynthetic process; lipid modification. The record is from RefSeq and is a predicted model, not a curated record. The transcript has 8 exons. Gene Ontology annotation, cellular component: membrane; mitochondria-associated endoplasmic reticulum membrane contact site. Gene Ontology annotation, molecular function: lysophospholipid acyltransferase activity. Lineage: Eukaryota; Metazoa; Chordata; Lepidosauria; Squamata; Viperidae.